Theobroma umbraticum is the source of this 1239-nucleotide messenger RNA. RefSeq lists its product as uncharacterized. NCBI's taxonomy places the organism in Eukaryota, Viridiplantae, Streptophyta, Magnoliopsida, Malvales, Malvaceae. Gene Ontology annotation, molecular function: protein binding. The record is from RefSeq and is a predicted model, not a curated record.
AUGGAAGAAAGUUUGAGGAUGGCUGCUCAAGAAGGAAACAUCGUUGAAUUGUAUGCAUCAAUCCAAAGAGAUGGAUUUUUGAGGAAAACUGAUGAGAUGGAGUUUGUCAACACUCCAUUACACGUAGCUGCGGCUCAAGGGUGCAUUGACCUUGCAAUGGAGAUAAUGAUCUUAAAGGCGUCAUUCGCUAGGAAGCUAAACCAACAAGGCUUUAGUCCCAUUCACCUCGCAGUGGAAAAGGGACAUAAAGAGCUGGCGUUACAACUCAUGCAAAAUGAUAAAAAUCUUGUCCGUGUCAAAGGGCAGCAAGGUGAGACUCCUUUCCACUAUGCAAUAACGAAAAAGCAAAAUCUUGAUCUCUUAACUAGAUUUCUGGAGGCUUGUCCUGAAUGCAUCCAAGAUAUGACAACUAAAAACGAGACUCCUUUGCACAUUGCAACGGGGAACAAUAGAUUAGAGGCUUUUGAACUCCUCUGCCUGAUGCUUAGGAAGAGUGACUAUUGUCAGGAUGCGGUGAACCAAAAAGGCAGGAAUGGCGACACUGCCUUGCACAUAGCUGCACGUAAUAAUCAACCCCAGAUGCUCGAACUGCUAUUAAACUGCAAGGCUGAUAAGCUUGCUACUAAUGAGGCUGGUCCGACGGCACUGGCUAUUGCCCACGAACUUAAUAACAGAGAGAGCGUUAAUAUUCUGCGUGGUUGGCUAAGGGCAAGAGUUCAAGAACAAAUGUUUAAGACUGUGACAAAGGCAUCAGAAGUCAUUUUUAAGGGUAUGGACAGUAUAUCAAGCGAGGAUCGCAAUGCCUCACAAGUAAUUUUAGGAUUGCUUCUAACAGCUACCUACCAAGCCAGCAUUAGCCCGCCUGGUAGUGUUUGGCAAGGUGAUGGCUCCUCAAACUCCAAUUCCACUGUAGGAUAUGAUCAAAAAUUACCGGGUACAUCGGUCAUGGAUGAAGUUGAUUUUCUUCAAUUUUAUAUUCCAGGCUAUACUGUCUUCAUUGCAGCGUAUUUCCUAACAUUGGGUCUCCUUAAACCUUUCCCCCCUGGUUUCACUACUUCUCUUCAAGUACUACUUGCAUUUCUUGCUAUAUCCUUCGACCAAUCAAUAACUUUCAUAUCGCCAACUAAUUUAGCAUAUCUGGUUAUAUGUACAUUCUCAACAUUGGUUUUUAUUUGUACGAUGUUCAUGUGUAUUGCUUACCUAGUAUCAAAAAUUAACGUUUUAAUUUCAAGAUGUUGA